AUGGCCCUUUUCAAGAAGGAUCCAGAAGGUGUCCAAAACAUUCUUCCCCUUGACUGUAAAGGCUCAGGAAACCUUUGCAUGUUUCCAUUUAAUGAGCUGAUUAAGGUGCGGGGGUCGCUGUUGGAGAGUGUAAUCUCCAAAAGGACAGAGUAUAAGGAGAACUGCAGCAGGACUCUGGCUCUCAGCGUUCUCUCUCAGUCUGGAGUCUUCUGUAACGGGAGCUUUGACUCGUUUGCCUGCUGGCCUCACUCUGCCCCCGGGAACGUGUCCAUCCCCUGCCCCUCCUACUUACCCUGGAUACAGCAAGACAGUUUGAGGCGGGCUCACAGGGAGUGCCUGGAGAACGGGAUGUGGAGGCUGAAGGACAACUCCUCAGAUGUGUGGAGAGAAGACUCUGAGUGUCUGGAGCGCGACUACUUCGAAGAGGAGGAGAAGCAGCGCUUACGUCAGACUGCCCUCAGGCUCAUCUCGGUGAUCGGGUACUCCCUGUCGCUGUUGUCCCUGUCUAUGGCCACCCUGCUCAUGGGCAUGCUCAGAAAGCUCCACUGCACCAGGAACUACAUCCACAUGAACCUGUUUGUGUCGUUCAUCCUGAGGGCCGCUGCGGUCAUCUGCAAAGAGCUGGUCCUGCACCUCAUGUACACCCACCUGCCCACGGACGAUCAGGGCUGGAGCUCCUACGCCAGCUCCACGAUAUCAGUGCUGUGCAAGGCUACGCGGGUGUGGAUGGAGUACUGUGUGUUCUGUAACUACCUGUGGCUGCUGGUGGAGGCCCUGUUUCUGCACACGCUGCUCUUCUCUGCAGUGCUGACCAAGAAGAGGCUGCUCAAGUCCUACAUGCUGCUCGGAUGGGCAACUCCUAUCCUGUUCGUCACCCCCUGGACUGUGGUGAAGAUCUUAUAUGAAAACACAGAAUGCUGGUCCAUAGUGAACAGGUGGUUCUGGUGGAUCAUACGAGGCCCCAUCACUCUGUCUGUGCUGAUCAUCUUCUUCAUCUUCAUCAAGAUCCUGAUGCUGCUGCUGUCCAAGCUGAAGGCCGACCAGGUCACCUUCUCUGACUACAGAUACAGCCUGGCGCGGGCCACCCUGGUGCUGGUGCCUCUGCUGGGCAUACAUGAGGUGGUCUUCACUGUGCUGGUGGACGAGUGUGUGGAGGGCUCCAGCAGAUACGCUCGCAACUUCAUCAACCUGACCCUGAGCUCCUUCCAGGGUUUUCUGGUGGCAGUGCUCUACUGUUUUGCCAAUGGAGAGGUCCAAGCGGAGCUGAAGAAGCGCUGGCAGCUGUUCCUGUUCACCCACCACUUCACUGUGCGGAGCUGCUUCAGGGGCACCCCGCUCAAGCAGCUGUGGAAGAGCACCCACGGGCGACGACCCCAGUGCUCCGUUCACAGCGAGUCCUACGAGGUUUCCGGCUGUCCCCGCCCCCCUCUGCUCCCGGUGGCGCUGAAGAGCACCGCGCCCGGUUGCGGCUCCAGGGCGCAGGGCGGGCAGGAGGGGCUCACCCGGAAGAGUCUGUCCAGCAGCGACGGGGACAUGACUCUGGGGGAGACCAUGGAGGAGGUCCUGGAGGAGAGCCAGUUCUAA
Molecule: messenger RNA, 1584 nt
Organism: Boleophthalmus pectinirostris (great blue-spotted mudskipper)
Lineage: Eukaryota; Metazoa; Chordata; Actinopteri; Gobiiformes; Gobiidae
Product: glucagon-like peptide 2 receptor
Exons: 14
Coding region: 1-1584 (527 amino acids)
Biological process (GO): adenylate cyclase-modulating G protein-coupled receptor signaling pathway; cell surface receptor signaling pathway
Cellular component (GO): plasma membrane
Molecular function (GO): peptide hormone binding; glucagon receptor activity
Source: RefSeq, a predicted model, not a curated record